UAGCUGGGAUGGUGGUGUGGGGAUUCUGGUCACUUAGCCAGAGGAGUGCAGAACUGGAGUAUAUUAACACGUACAGACAACUCGAAGCACGAGAAUUUGAUAUGCAGGGCAGGGACCAUUCAGCCAGUGGGCCAGGUCCAAGGCCACCUUUGGCUAAAUUAAGCAAUGUCACAUGCAUCCCAGAGACAACUUACAAAUAUCCCGAUUUGCCUAUAAAUCGAUGUAAGGAAGAGGUUAUUUCUUUGAUAGAAAGUAAUUCUGUGGUAAUCAUCCACGGUGCCACGGGCAGCGGCAAGAGCACUCAGCUGCCGCAGUACAUCUUAGACCACUGCAUCCAGCGCUCCACCUACUGCCACAUCGCGGUCACCCAGCCGCGGAAGAUCGGGGCCAGCAGCAUGGCCAGGUGGAUCAGCAGGGAGCGCGCCUGGACUCUGGGGGGCCUGGUGGGCUACCAGGUAGGGCUGGAGAAAGUAGCCACAGAGGACACCAGGCUAAUCUACAUGACAACGGGGGUCCUGCUUCAGAAGAUCGUCAGUGCCAAGAGUCUGGUGGCCUUCACGCACAUCUUCAUCGACGAGGUACAUGAGCGAACCGAAGAAAUGGAUUUCCUGCUGUUGGUAGUCCGCAAACUUUUAAGAACAAAUUCACGUUUUGUGAAGGUCAUCCUCAUGUCGGCCACCAUCAACUGCAGGGAGUUUGCGGAUUACUUUGCCGUUCCUGUCCAGAACAAGAUGAACCCUGCAUACGUGUUUGAGGUGGCCGGGCAACCCCACUCGAUUGAAGAGUACUACCUCGGUGACCUGGAGCACGUGCUGCGCUCUGCGCUUCCUCCCCAUGUCCUGGAGGAGCCUGUGAUCACCAAGGAUAUGUACGAAGUCGCCGUCUCCCUCGUCCAGAUGUUUGACGACAUGGACAUGAAAGAGAGUGGGAACAAGAGCUGGUCGGGCACGCAGUUCGUGUGGGAGCGGAGCAGUGUGCUGGUGUUUCUGCCCGGUCUGAGUGAAAUAAACUAUAUGCAUGAACUUCUCACAAACAUGAUUCAAAAAAGGCUGCAGGUCUAUCCCCUGCACUCGAGCGUGACACUGGAGGAGCAGAACAACGUGUUCCUGAGCCCAGUCCCUGGAUACAGAAAGAUUAUUCUGUCCACCAACAUUGCAGAGAGCUCUGUCACCGUCCCAGACGUCAAGUAUGUUAUAGAUUUUUGUUUGACUAGAACUCUAGUUUGUGAUGAAGACACGAAUUAUCAGAGUCUGCGCCUGAGUUGGGCCUCAAAAACCAGUUGUAACCAGAGGAAAGGCCGAGCUGGACGCGUGUCUAAGGGCUACUGUUACCGCCUGAUACACAGGGAUUUCUGGGACAACGCCAUCCCUGACAAUGUCAUUCCGGAGAUGUUGCGCUGUCCAUUGGGAAGCACCAUAUUGAAAGUGAAGUUACUCGACAUGGGGGAGCCCAGAGCUCUGCUAGCGACGGCCCUGUCCCCCCCCAGCCUGAGUGACAUCGAACGCACGGUGCUCCUGCUAAAGGAGGUUGGUGCACUUGCUGUUAGUGGACAGAAGGAAGACGAGAACCCCCACGAUGGUGAAUUGACCUUCUUAGGAAGAGUGUUAGCCCAGCUUCCUGUCAACCAGCAGCUUGGCAAACUCAUCGUCCUGGGACAUGUGUUUGGGUGUCUGGAAGAAUGUCUCAUCAUAGCGGCAGCGCUGUCCUUGAAGAAUUUUUUUGCAAUGCCUUUUAGGCAACAUCUUGAUGGAUACAGGAACAAAGUGUUUUUCUCUGGCAACAGUAAAAGUGACUGCAUCGCCCUGGUCCAGGCGUUUAAAACUUGGCAGUCCUGCAGACAAAGAGGGGAGCUGCGGCAUCCAAAGGAUGAACUCGACUGGGGACGGUUAAAUUACAUUCAAAUCAAGAGAAUCCGAGAGGUGGCCGAACUGUAUGAAGAGCUGAAGAGCAGAAUCUCGCAGUUCAACAUGAGUGUUGGCUCCCGGCGGCCUGUUCUGGACCAGGAGUACACAUACAAGCAGCGGUUCAUCCUGCAGGUUGUGUUGGCAGGUGCUUUCUAUCCGAACUACUUCACUUUCGGACAGCCGGACGAGGAGAUGGCGGUCAGGGAGCUGGCAGGCAAAGACCCCAAGACGACCAUUGUGUUGAAGCAUGCACCUCCCUAUGGCUUCCUCUACCACAAGCAGCUCCAGUCCCUCUUCAGGCAGUGUGGCCAAGUCAAGUCCAUCGUGUUCGAUGGUGCCAAAGCCUUUGUGGAGUUUUCGCGGAACCCGACAGAGAGGUUUACGAUUCUCCCUGCGGUGUAUAUGGCAGUGAAGAUGUCUCAGCUCAAAGUCCCCCUGGAGCUCAGCGUGCACUCUGCAGAGGAGAUCGAAGGCAGGGUGCAAGCAGGGGCUGUCUCAAAGCUCAGGAACACCAGGGUGAAUGUGGACUUCCAGAAGCAGACAGUGGAUCCUGUGCAAGUGUCAUUUAACGCGAUGGACAGAUCCCGGGUGGUUUCAGACCUCUUCCUAACGAUCGACGUGACGGAGGUGGUUGAAGUGGGGCACUUUUGGGGGUACAGGAUUGAUGAGAAGAACUCAGCAAUUCUGAAGAAGCUUACUGCGGAGAUAAACCGUCUGCAGCUGGUGCCCUUGGCCGUCCACCCGCACCCGGACCUGGUCUGCCUGGCGCCUUUUGCCGACUCCAACGAGCGGAGCUACUUCAGGGCGCAGAUCCUGUAUGUGUCUGGGAGUUCUGCUGAGGUGUUUUUUGUGGACUAUGGUAACAAAUCUCAUGUGGACCUGGAUCUUUUAAUGGAGAUUCCUUGCCAGCUUCUUGAGCUUCCAUUUCAGGCGUUGGAGUUCAAGGUCUGCAGGCUGCGCCCCUCGGCCCGGUCCCUGGUGUGCGGUGAGCACUGGAGCUGUGGGGCCAGCCGGCGCUUCACCACCCUGGUCAGUGGCCACGCGCUGCUGGUCAAGGUCUUCUCUGUGGUGCACAGCGUCCUGCACGUGGACGUGUACCUGUCCUCGGGGCUCCAAGACUUCGUCAACAUCAGGGAUGUGCUCAUCAGUGAGGGCCAUGCGGAGCUGGCGGAGGAGUGCUAUGAGUCCCGGCAAAGCCAUGAAGUUCUCAAGGGUCUCUUUUCCAAAUCAGUGGAGGCUGUGACAGGCACGUGUGUGCCGUCCCCCGUGAAGGACACGGAGAAGCACCUGAUCCAGGUCCUGCUGGACAGCUUCGCUUCCAGCAAGCUCGGGGCGCCGAGCCACAAGGUGACACUCCAUGGGCCUUUUAACCCUUAUGAACUGAAGUGUCAUAGUUUGACCAGAAUAUCCAAGUUCAGACGUGUGUGGAUCGAGAAGGAAAGCAUCAACUCUGUGGCCAUCAGCGACAGCCCCGAGGACCUCCACCAGAGGGUGCUGGUGGCAGCUUCCCUGUCCGUCAACGCGACUGGGUCCACCAUGCUGCUGAGAGAGACCUCUCUGCUGCCGCACAUCCCUGGCCUCCCGGCCCUCCUCAGCAUGCUGUUUGCACCCGUGAUGGAGCUCAGGGUUGACCGGGACGGGAAGUGCUACACUGGAGUCCUUUGUGGUUUGGGGUGCAACCCCACCACAGGGGCGCCCAUCCUGCCGGAGCACGACAUGGAGCUCGCGUUCGACGUUCAGUUCAGCGUGGAGGACGUCGUGGAGAUUAAUAUUCUCAGGGCCGCUAUUAACAAGCUAGUGUGUGAUGGACCGAACGGCUCCAGGUGUCUCGGGCCAGAAAGAAUCUCACAGUUACAGGAUAGCGUUCGUCAGAAACUUCUGGGCUUGUUCUGUCAGUUGAAGCCAAGAGAGAGAAUCGUCCCUAAGUGGCCUGAAAAGCCGUACGAGUGGAACCAGGUGGACCCGAAGCUGGUCAUGGAGCAGGCGGACCGAGAGGGCAGCAGGGGGAAGAACACCUUCCUGUACCAGCUGCACAGACUGAUCGUGCUCAGCUCCCAGCGGUGCCAGGAUCCCGCUCACGGCACUGGCGUGCCUCCAUCCGGGCGCCUCUUCUCUUCUGUGGUGGCGGACGGUGGUCUUUCUGUUCCUGUGGGAAGGACUGGGAAGCGGGGUCUUUUCUAGAAACAAAAUCGCUGUGCGAGGUGUCG
Messenger RNA from Molossus molossus (Pallas's mastiff bat), 4111 nucleotides. It is a transcript of the gene TDRD9, whose product is annotated as tudor domain containing 9. The coding region runs from base 9 to 4085 and encodes 1358 amino acids. Gene Ontology annotation, molecular function: RNA binding; ATP binding. The record is from RefSeq and is a predicted model, not a curated record. The transcript is spliced from 36 exons. NCBI's taxonomy places the organism in Eukaryota, Metazoa, Chordata, Mammalia, Chiroptera, Molossidae. Gene Ontology annotation, cellular component: intracellular anatomical structure.